Fusarium odoratissimum NRRL 54006 is the source of this 348-nucleotide messenger RNA. RefSeq lists its product as uncharacterized. The coding region runs from base 1 to 348 and encodes 115 amino acids. The transcript has a single exon. The record is from RefSeq and is a predicted model, not a curated record. NCBI's taxonomy places the organism in Eukaryota, Fungi, Ascomycota, Sordariomycetes, Hypocreales, Nectriaceae.
AUGGGCUUAAACAUAUACCAAGGCGUGGGGAUAAUCCUCGUUUUCCUUACCGCCAUCUACACCUGUGGCCUUAUCAGGCACUAUUGCUGCAAUCCAAAAGCACAGACUAAGGAUGAAGAACGAGGAGACGUCGUGAUAAAUCGGGAGGAAAACUAUGAAGGCAUCUUCGUCAAUCCCCCCCAAGAACAGAUCCUCCAUCAACCUGUGCCGUCUUACACUCCUAUUUCCCUUCGCUCACCUCACGACACUGAGCUUCCGGCUUACAAGCCUAUGGGUACUCCUCCGCCUUGUUAUGUUCCAGGACUCAAGGAUUUUCAACCAGAUUCAACGCAGCCAUCGCCUGUAUGA